AACCAACAUGGGGACCUGAUCCAAGUCGCACCAUGCAGCACUAACACCAUGACUGACUGAGGGACAGGAACAAUAAUAAUCAUAAAACAAUAAUCAGAUAUUAAGAGUCACUUUGCGGAUCCCCCUGAACUACCGCUCUGUGAGUCAGUGCUUCCCGAUCUAUGCUCCGAGACAAUGUGAUUAUUUUUGUCCGUCCCUUCGCUUGAAUGUCUGCCUGCUUUAGAAAGCUAUCGGGGAAGUGCAUCACUCCCAAUUUUGCCGGAUGAUGGACAGGAAUUACCCGACUUCCAGCUUCGCAGAUCAGUUGGCUCCACCAGCACAGACCGCAGCUUGGGCCUACGAGCGCAACACCGCAAGCAUUAAGCCAAGCUCAACAUAUGGAGCAGCAUCCCCGGAAUCGGAUCUUCUCCAACGCCAGCCCUACGCUUCCAAUCAUCAGCCCUCAACCUUCGCCACUGCGCAUCACCCCACAGGGCUGUCUGGAAUCUUCGAUGCUGGUGUGCACGCCGCUAACAGUAGCACUACUGAAGCGUCAGUCAUGAGCUUCCUCUCUGCUGUCGAGUCCCGUUCCCCUCAGGCUGGACCUGCUACCGCAUCCCUCCUCCCCCAGUUCAGGACUCCCUCAUGGCAGACUGGCAUGAAUUCAUCUGCUGCUACGGAGCUAUUUGUCGCUGGAGCCCUGCCCUCGGGAACAAUCCCCACGCCCUACCAGCACCACAACACCUUCUCCACCCGCAGUUUCUCCACUGCACCAUCACUGGCACUUCAGGACGCCAGCUUCACCUCCUCCACAAAUGGCAUACUAUCUCCGCAAGACCCUCUGCUGCAGAUCAAGCCUGCCCAGGGGUCGGUGCCCCCGGCUCUGCCUUUCGAUCGCUUCAGCGGCGCCGCUUUGAGCGUCAGCGUUCCGCCCCAGUCAUCCACGUACCGUUCGGCCCAGGAGUCGGCUCCCCAUCUCCUGCAGCCUCAGUUCAGCCUGUUGCCCUCUGCCCUGACCGGGGCCCAAGCCGCCCCCCAGACUUACGGCUCCUCAGUCUUCGCAGGCUCCAUCGAGAGAGCGCUCCAGCGGGAAUGUAGUGUGAUCAAGCACCAUCAGCGGCCUUCCAGUACCCAGUCCAUGCAGUCGCAGCAUUCCCUGCAGGGCUACAUGGCUGGCGGCGGGGGCGAGGUCACCUUCCAGAGCUCCCCCCGUGAGCCAGCCGUGCUGCCCUGCAGCCCCGUGGGAGAAUCUACUCAGGUGAGCGACAGCAGACUGCAGCAGAAAACAUCUCAGUCCACACUGGAGCAAACUCAGGCCUACCCCUCUUCCAUCUCUUCCCCAACGUUUUCGUCCCCAUCCGGCACAAAGAACAAAGACUCCAGGCACGCCCAGCAGACCCCAGAGGCCAGCGAGCCCCACGGAGGCUCCCCAGACCUGCGGCCUCAGCGCUACACCUCUCCCAUCCAGAGGCAGAGCCCUGUGAUUGCUGCCCAGCCCCAGCCCUACACAUCAUCAGCACAGCUGCCGAGCCUGAUGCCAGUCAGUCCCCUGCAGCACUACGUCACGUCACCGACUGUGCCCAACCACGGCCAGGUCUGCUCUUCCAGCCAGUUGGAGAAGUUGCCUCCUUUCUACAAGACUCUGACCACUUUCUCUGGACAGUCGGGAAACAUAACCCCGACAAGCCAGUCACUUGUCUACUCUUCUGGUCAGCAACAGGGGCUGAUUUCGGUUGGACGUAGCGAUGAGUAUGUGAAUUCUGCUCAGAGUUUUUCUUCCAGCCACUCUCAGACCCUGCCAACUGUAAGCUAUUCUGCGCAGUCCCAGGGACUGGCUACCGUAAGUCUCUCUCAGAGCUACACUUCAGGACACUCUCUCAUCCUGACCUCAGAUUCCCUCUCCUACUCUUCUGCUCGUCCCCAGAACUUACCCACGUCAAGCCCCAUCCAGGAGUACAUCCUAAUGCAGCCUUCCCCCAGCAUCAAAACGGAAAACACAUUGUCACCACAGCCUCAGAAAUACUUGCCUCCUGUUCAGUCCCCGCCUUUCUCUAACCUAGCCUCGCAUUCCCAAGCCUUACAGAACAACCAGUCCUCAGCUGAGUUGAAGCUGCCCUACAGCAAAAGGAAAUUGGACGCCAGCACGUUUGUCAUCUCCAAACAGGAGGGAGAUGAGUUUCCUGUUCAGGAUUUGCAAGGGUUGCAGCAAACCUCCCAGGACCCCACCACUCAGACCCUGGCUGCCUGUGAAACUGGAGAACAGAACAGCGCUGGGCAUGCAAACUCCAAGUUGGAUGACCGGUACAACUCGCAGAGCGUGAUCCGGAGCAGCAUGCAGCCUGAGGACCAGAUACUGGGCCUGGCACUGUCCGAAUCUAAAAAAGAGGAAAGGAUGGUUUCCUUGAACCACCACAAACAGCAUAUGACCACCGCUAGUACCAGUCAAGUGACCACAGACGCGAAGAGGAACUCCCCUCUGGUGCAGUCUUCCCAUGUGACCAUAGGCACAGAUGAGCUGAAUAAGCAGCACUCACUCCUGCAAGUUGUCCCUGAGUCGCAGCUUACACUAAACCAUCAGAUACAGGGCGUCAGUGCUCAUCAACAGAGUCAGAACAGCAUGGUGCAGCAGACCCAAUAUAUCCGCUUGCCAAGUGCCCAGGUCCUGCUGGAACCCUCACGAGACCUGCAGAGGAUCCUGCUCCAGCAGCCCUUGUUCCACCCGGGGCUUGACUCAACCAAGGUAUCAGCCCAGCUGCAGCAGAUCCCUGUGCACUACCUGCAAAUGGACGAUCAGGCUAUAGGAUCCAGCGACGGCCAUAGCCAGCAGCAGGUGGUUCUUCCACAGGGCUCAGAUGUCCUGAAGAUGGGGAUUGCUGAAGCCUCCAAGUCUGUCCAGCAGCAGCAGCAGCACUCGUUGUCAAAAGAGAACUUUGGCCAAACGAACCAGCAUGACGCAAAGCAUCAUUUUGCUUUGAGUUCCAUUUGCUUCCCUGACUCUAUGCUGCUGGGGGAUGAGAGGAACAUCUUGUCCAAUGUGGAUGACAUCUUAGCUGCCACCGCGGCUGCCUGUGGAGUCACCCCUCAGGAUUUUGUCAAGGCCACCUCCUCGGAAGGAGAGAUGGCCUCACUGGCUAACCCCAUAGACUCAAAGGGACACUUCCAGUUUGUGGACACAAGGCAUAAUUCUCCUAGCUUCUCGUCACCACACGCCAUCACUGCUAACACCCACACUGUGGCCAUGACACAGAACAGUGCCCAUUUGAAUUUAGGCAUGCACCAGUUGUCUAAGGGUGGAUGCUUGGAGAACCAAGCAAUUGAGGUGUCAAAUGCCCCAAUGCAACAGGAGUUGGCUGGCUCUGCCUUCAGUUCUGGACAUGACAUAGGAGAGAGGGUGGUGGGCUCUCUGCAAAGGUCCAGGAGCACCAGCCAGGUGGCAGAAGGGGAGAAGGAGACAGUAGCUGAGGAUGGGACUGUGGGCUACAGCAAUGGGGCUUUCAACACCUGUGGGAGGAACCUCAACGAUGAGAGCACAGCGUCCGAGAAUGACCUUCAUCAGGCUGGUGAGGAGUGUGACCCCAUGGGGCUUAUGCACAAAACCAACCUGACCAGGGACAAGCAUCAUGCUCAGAACCUAGGGCAGAAGACUGCUAAAGUGGACCUUGCUGGCUUUGAGUGUUCCACCAGUUUUUCCAAAAAGAAGGCAAAGUCCAAGGGUUCAAAUAAGUUUAUGGGCGAGGAAGAAAAUGGCUACCCCAAGUUGGCAAAGAGGAGUGGCCAGGGUAAGCGACAGAACUCUAGAGGGAGUGAAACUAGCUCACCCUCCACCUCCGAUUGCUGCUAUGAUGGAUAUCAGCAGCAGGAGCGAAUGCGGCAGAAGAUCAGGGAGGUGGAGGAGAAGCAGCCAGAGGUCAAAACAGGAUUCAUUGGGUCCUUUUUGGACUUCCUGAAAUCAGGACCCAAGCAGCAGUUCUCCUCUCCUCCCAUAAGAAUGCCCAAUCGUUCCCGGAAGGCACCUGCAUCUUUCAAAAGGCCCCCCUGUCCCCUGACCUCCAAGGCACAACCUUUGCCAGUGCCAUUGACAUCACCAGACGCCGAUGCUGUCAGUGCUUGCAAGAGGCUUGAUGAGGAACUGAAGAGGAACCUGGAGGCCUUGCCUUCUUUCUCCUCUGAUGAGGAUGAUUCUGUGGGAAAGAAUCAGGAUCUUCAAAAGAGCAUCACUUCUGCCCUCUCUGCAUUGGAUGACCCUUCAGACAAGAAGAGUCAGUUUGGUCUGACAGAGAAACAUAAUUCAGGACCCAUCAUAAAGCAGGAACAAUCUCAUAAUGUGCCUUCAUCAGGGCUGCAGACUGAAAAACAGGGUCCUGUCACGUCUGUUGAGAUGUCUGCAUCAGAGCAGGUGAAGGAGUUCCCAUCUGACCAGCUGGCCAAACAGCUGAACUCCGUAGCCAUCGAGGGCCUGACGGACGAGGACUUGUCCGACAGUGGCGGUGAGGGGAUGUACCGCGAGAGAGACGAGUUUGUGGUGAAAAUCGAGGAUAUCGAAUGCUUGAAGAUGACAUUAACAGCAGGGCAUGAGCCCCCUGCCAUCUGGAAGGUACAGAAAGCCUUACUGCAGAAAUUCGUGCCUGAGCUGAGGAACGGAACCCGAGUGUUUUCAGCUACUAACAGCUAUUUAGGGUACUUUGGGGAUGCGAAGACCUUGUACAGGAGAGUGUAUGUGAAGUUCAUCGACACUGUAAACAAGAGGGAGUACGUGCGUGUCUGCAGCAGGAAACCAAGGUGCAAACCCAUGCACUCCAUGAGAGGUUCCCAUGCCAAGGCUCUGCUCGGCCAGAGAGUGCCAUCUGCUGCGGCCGCCAACCCCUACUCGCUAAAGCCUGCGUCCAGCAAGCCCCCCUCCAAACCAAAAGCCAAGCAGCCCAAGGUGAAGGCGGAGCCGCCACCCAAAAAGAGGAAGAAGUGGAAAGAGUUUGCCUCUUCGCCCGCCGUGGUGUCCCCAGAGGCCGUGAGCGAAGACGAUGAGUUCAGUCCUCCGGUCCCCUUUGCCACACGCUUCCUCAACACCAGGACCAUGAAGGAGGCCUUCAGGAGCUAUGUGGAGCUGCUCAUCGGUGUGGCUCUGGACAGCAGCGUGAUGGAGAAUUUGGAGAAGGAGAAUGAUGAGAUCCUCCUUCCUCACAUGAAGAAACUGGACGGGAUGAUAACAGACAACAGACGGAGGCUGCUGCCCAAACUGCGGGUGGGGCAACUAUUCAAGAAAGCACUGGACAGUUUCCCAGAGAUGUCAGUAGUGGCAGAGUUGACAAAAGAAGGUGAAACCCCCACCUUUAAAGUGCGGUUGAGUGGAAAACCUUACCAUAAGAAAACCAUGAGACCUUCCAAAGCCUCCAGCAAAUUACCCCUGGAAUACACUGUGGACAAGGAGAAAACACAGUGGUUUUCGCUGUAUCAUUCACUGCAGCAUUACAAGUACCAUACCUUCCUGAUUUGUAAAGACGAGAUCGCAUCUCUUCAGACGCAGGGCCGGGACCUGGGACAGGAGGAGACGGUGCAGCUGUGCAUGGGCGAUGGAAAGUGGGUGGAGGGCCUCUUCGACAAGUUUGGGGAGCUGCUGACGCAGGUGCAGCAGACCUGCCUGUUGUAGCUGGAGAGCGGUGGAGGCAGACACCUGUAGUUGAAUUUGUUAAAGCACUAAUCAACACACGAUAAAGACCAAAUCAUUCACUGGUGUGCAGUGGUGCCAGGUCUCACAAGCUCUUUGCAUUUUCACUUCGGUCAUGGAAAUGCCGAAUUGCACGGUGCUAAAAAAGGCGGAGUAGAGUGAAUUACUCUGUUUUACUUUUGUCUUUUUUUUUUUUUUUUUUGCCUUUUUUGCCUUCUUUGUUUUAUUUCAUAGCUGGCCAACGGUUCUUCUCCAUUUUAUUUUUCUGUAUUUUAUUGAAAGAACCAUGAUGGAUUAAACUGUUAACCAUGCGCUAGAACAGAGCAACUUGCAUAGGAAUCAGUAUAUUUUCAAUCAGACAAAAGUACCUUGCUACUUAUCACCAUGCCAGUGAUUAUGGUGAUGGUGGAGAUGUUUAUAUAGAUAUAUAUAUAUAAAUAUAUAUAUGUAUGUGUGUAUGAGUGUGUGUCUGUGUGUGCGUGUGCACGCACAUGCAUAUGGGUGUGUGUGUGUGUGUGUGUGUGUGUGUGUGUGUGUGUGUGUGUGUACACAACAUCCAUUUUUUCAAUGGAGUGCCAAAUUUAUAUAGACUAUUGUACAUUUUGUAAAGAAAAGUGUUUUGCCAUUACAUCCUUUUAUGAAAGAAAUUGACAUAAUAUAGAUAUCUAAAUUUUAUGCUUCAAAGACUCCUUUUAUUAUAACAAUGGUUAUAAAUGGUAUGGAGUUGGUGCAAUUCUAAUACUGCUUUUUGUUAUGUAUUGUAAUAAAAUGCGAUGACCUUAACUAUUUUCUCUGAGGAAAAAAAAACAAAUUGCCUUUAUACUUUUCUUUUUCAAAUGUACAUUUUAUCUCACUAAAUUUUUCACAAAACAAAAAUAUUGUGGUCAAAUUUGUUCCAUACAUCUUUGUAAUAUGCUUUUUGUUGUUUUCAAAAAAAAAGAAGCCCUAUACAUUUGUAUGUUGAUUACCUAUUGUAAACUAUAUAUCUUGAAAAUCUUCCUUUAUUAAUACAAGUAUGCCUCAAUUUUAAGCCGGAUAUGCACACAUUACUGGACUAGUUUUGCUUCUCAAGUGUAGCUGUGUUACACAUUGCAAUUAUUUUCAGAUAUGUGAAAAUAAAUUUCUUACUAAACAAGAAAA
Messenger RNA from Conger conger (European conger), 6781 nucleotides. RefSeq names its product glutamine and serine rich 1 (gene qser1). NCBI's taxonomy places the organism in Eukaryota, Metazoa, Chordata, Actinopteri, Anguilliformes, Congridae. Bases 263 to 5623 code for a protein of 1786 amino acids. The transcript is spliced from 13 exons. The record is from RefSeq and is a predicted model, not a curated record.